GGAGUGGCCUGUUAUUUAUUCAAGUAGCAGGUGAAAUCGGUGUCCCUUCUGAGGCAUGAACAUGUAUGCAGUGCCCAGCCCGGGGAUACCCGGCUGUCCGCCUGGACUGGAGUACCUCACUACGGUGGACCAGCUUUUGAUCAAACAGAAAGUAGAAGUGAUUGAAGCCCUGGUUGGUUUUGAAAGCAAUAACAAGUAUGAAGUUCGCAAUACGAUGGGUCAGAAUGUGUUCUACGCUGUGGAGGAGAAUGACUGCCUGAGUCGACAGUGCUGUGGGCCUAUGCGCUCCUUCACUAUACACAUCCUGGACAACUACGGCCAGGAGAUCAUCACCAUCAUGAGGCCGCUCAGGUGCAUGUCCUGCUUCUUCCCCUGCUGUCUACAAGAGCUGGAGGUGCAGGCGCCCCCUGGGAACACGGUGGGGUAUAUUACGCAGCAGUGGCAUCCACUUUCACCCAAAUUCAUAGUGGAGAAUGAGCUUAAAGAGCCUGUGCUGAGGAUCCACGGGCCUUUCUGCGGAUGGAGCUGCCUUCCAGAUGUUGACUUUGAGAUUAUAACAAUGGAUGAGACCAGUAAGAUUGGAAAAAUCAGCAAACAGUGGUCGGGACUUCUUCGAGAGGCAUUUACUGAUUCAGACAACUUUGGCAUUCAAUUUCCCAUGGACCUCGAUGUCAGGAUGAAAGCUGUGAUGAUCGGUGCCUGUUUCCUCAUUGAUUUCAUGUUCUUUGAAUCAACCAACUGAUGGGCCAACGUGAAAUAAAAUGAACAUUUGUGAAAGAAGGCCACAAAGCCAUUUUAAUCAUUUCUUUCAUAGAACAAUCUUCAGACCGGUAGUAUUAAUUAAAUAGGUACCUCAGUGUUUCUAUUGUGCAUGAACAGUGACGUAGGGGGUCUUAGUCAUGACUGCACAGGUUGGUGGUUAAACAUGUUGCUGGUUGAACAUGUGGUCUGGGCAGUGUGCAGAACCUUGUUAUAGACAAAGGAAGUGUGUGUUUACAAAAUGGCUCCUGGGCCUUAGCUAGUAAUGACUACACUUGAAUAGCAUACAUGUUACGAGGCAAGACUUGUGUUUUGAAGCUGGUUUGAAUGCCGAUAAGUCAGUUGAUGAGCACGAGUCUAAGGUUUGUUAGAUUCAGUACAAUUAGUAUAAGCCAGUUUGCUUGUAGCUUUAUUGUGUUGAAACUGAAUGACACAGGCAAUGUAGUAGUAGUUGAUUUUAGUCCUUUUAACAUUGAACAAUGUGUGCACUAUAUGUGUUGUGAGCUAUGAAUGUACUGUGUACUGAAGCAUAGUAUAUUAUAAGAUACCUUGUGGUAUUUUCAAUGCCAUAUAUACGUGUUGCCAACACUGCUGAGGUUGUUCUUUGGCUAGACUUUUGUGAUUGAACUGGAUUUUGUUCCGAUUUAGUCCACAAGAGGGAGCUAGCUUGUCAGCAAAAACAAACCCAGCCUCUAUGAAAGAACUCCUCAUUUGCUAAUGCCAUAGGUUUUUAUUCAGAUGUUGUAUAUUUUUGGACAAACUCAGGUUGAAAUGCAUGCUACUGUAGUGCUAAUGUUGACUGCUGUUGGCAAUGAGAAUUAACAAAUAGGAUAAAGGACAGAUCAGUAUUUAAGAAUUAUUUUGUACACUACUUUAUUUUUAAUUAGAUCAUUAAUUGCCAUUUAUAUUAAAAUAUAUUUCUGCAAUGCAAUGCAGCCUGCUCCAUUUUAUCAUCACACAUGGUCAUGUAGCUAAUACAUUGUCCAUUGUUAUCAGAUCUAUAGGAGCUGAUGUUUUUUUCCAUAAUUCUACAGUAUUUGAGCUCUAACUCUGUUUUCAUUUGUUUUAGGGUUUUGUAUAUACACUGCCAGUGGAGUGUUAUGUGAUUGCUUUCAUGUAUUUUCACUCUUUUGUAAAGUCAAGUUGAUAGAUUAAUUUAUUACUAAUGAGCAGCUGAGUUUACAACUUUAAGUGUAAUUCCAGAUUUGUGAUCGCUGUUUUUGCUGUAAUGUCAUUGUUUAGGUAUAAAGGUGGGUAUGACCAUCCUAAUAACACAUUUAAAUUAACUUUAGCCAUUAGAUUGAGAUUGCUGCCUGACGUGUUUCAAGUGCCACCCAGAAUGAACAGCAAUAUUCAAAAGGAAAGUGUGUGUAUUAUAAGUAUUGACUUGGAGCUACACAGCAUAUGAACACUGCAAGGAGAUUUUGUGUGAGAUGCUGGUGCUACAUCUCGUGAAGGCUUUGAUUGUGUAAAAACCAAAAUGUGGGUUUUUAAAAAUAAAAAGGAAUCUUUAGCUACAACAGUGUUUAGCUAUUCUCCUAUGUUCCUUAUUUUAAAUAGAUUACCUAUUCUUCUACUUUUGCACUGAAACUGUGAACUAACUGUUUUGUCAUGCAAUGGAUGCAAACACAUUUUGUGUGCAAAGCUAAAGUUGUGUCAUGAUAUUGAUAACACAAUAAAAAUGUUGACCAGUUUUGACC
Molecule: messenger RNA, 2459 nt
Organism: Periophthalmus magnuspinnatus
Lineage: Eukaryota; Metazoa; Chordata; Actinopteri; Gobiiformes; Gobiidae
Product: phospholipid scramblase 2
Exons: 7
Coding region: 56-742 (228 amino acids)
Biological process (GO): plasma membrane phospholipid scrambling
Cellular component (GO): plasma membrane
Molecular function (GO): phospholipid scramblase activity
Source: RefSeq, a predicted model, not a curated record